AUGCAGACUGGAGGAAAUACUGGAAAUAAAAAUAUAUUAAAAUCGGUGAGACCCCCAGCAAAUGCACAAAGUACGGAAACCAUCGACGAAAGCAAGCUGAUAGAGAUGGAAAAAUACAUCGUCAGCGAAAGCAAGGAUUAUGCAAUGAUCAGGUAG
Messenger RNA from Pediculus humanus corporis (human body louse), 156 nucleotides. RefSeq lists its product as uncharacterized. NCBI's taxonomy places the organism in Eukaryota, Metazoa, Arthropoda, Insecta, Psocodea, Pediculidae. The record is from RefSeq and is a predicted model, not a curated record. The transcript is spliced from 2 exons. Bases 1 to 156 code for a protein of 51 amino acids.